CGCCCAAACAAGUUGUAAGUUGUAACUUUUACACAGAGAUUAAAGUACAAAUUGGGAAUUUGACUUCCCUAGGGCAAAAAUCCAGAUUCGGUGAAGACAUUACUCCAUUACCGAAGCUUUUACCCAACUAGAGAGACUCCCAUGGCCGACGAUUCUUCUUCUCCGGCCACGGGGGAUCCCAAUUCGCAGAAACCAGAGCCCACUACUCCGAUUCCCAAUCCCAACCCAAUUCCAAAUCCUUCACCAACCCCACCGCCUCCACAACAACAUUCGCAGCCGCAACUCGUUACUCUCGACCCAACCAAGACGCCGCUCUUUCAACCCGGUCCGCCUUAUGCGCCGCCUCAGAUUCCGGGCUCCCUUGUACCCAAUCUUCCGCCGCCGCCACCAUUCCGUCCCGGUAUGCAGUUCACUCCGCCUCCGAAUUUUCAAAACCCUAACUCGGGAGUUCCUCCUCCCGGCGUGAACUCUGGUGGGGUUAUGGCGGCUCCAGGAUCCAUGCCGUAUCAAUCCCAGCCUGGGCAGCUUCCGAAUCCGGCCGGUAUGAGACCUUUCACGCCCAUGGCCAAUGGUUAUCCAGGAAUUCACGGCGUCGCUCCUCCAGGCUCCAUUCCUCCUCCGGGCUGUAGAAUUGUGUUUUCCUUGGCGUUUGCUUUUCUGUGUAUGUUGAAUGUGAUUCUUAAAAGUAGUGAAUCUGAACAUAUAUGUCAAUGUAGUGAGAUGAGAUUAGGCGUCUUGAUUGAGUUCCGUGAGAAAAGUUGCGAGGCGUCAAAUAUUGGGUUAGGGACUCACUUCUACGACUCCCUUCAUUUUGCCAACUGCCAGAAGCAAGCAUAUGUAGCCUCUGAGUUCUCCUUGGUCUUGGUUUUGAGGUUCUCUGUUCAGCCUGGUGGUAUCCUCCGGUAUCCAUCUCCCUAUCCAACAAUGGUUCGUCCUGGUUAUAUUAUGCGCCCGCCUGGUACUUUGCAACUAGUUCAACGCCCUCCUGUCCCAGGAAUGCCUGGUCCUCGUCCUGUAAUGCCUCUUGUGCCUAGACCAGCUUCUCUUCCUUUCGUACCACCUGCAGAGAAACCACAGACCACAAUUUACAUUGGGAAGAUAGCAACCGUGGAAAAUGAAUUUAUGAUGUCUGUUCUCGAGUUUUGUGGACAUGUCAAGAACUGUUUACGUGCGGAAGAUCCCACCACCAAGAAACCUAAAGGUUUUGGAUUCUAUGAAUUCGAAUCAGCUGAAGGGAUUCUUCGCGCAAUACGCCUGCUGACCAAACUAACAAUAGAUGGACAAGAGCUUUUGGUGAAUGUUAAUCAAGCAACAAAGGAGUAUUUGCUAAAGUAUGUUGAGAAGAAAAUGGAGAAUGCAAAGAAGGCCAAGGAAAGUCAAGCUGUAGGAACCGAAGAUAACCAAGCUGAAGGUCCUGAAAAAACUGAGAAUUCUGCUAGGCCCACCUUAGGGGAGACAGGGAAGGAUGGGGAACCAAAGAGUAAAGAAAACAUUGAUAUUGCGAAUUCUGCUGUCUUCACUGAUGAAGAAAGAGAAGCCGAUAAAGAGGCUAUGGAGAAGAUUGAAAAUGCUAUUGAAGAAAGGUUAAAGACCAACCCUCUGCCUCCGCCACCCCCACCACCACCUGCUGAUGGUUCAGGCAUAGAAUUUGCUUUCAAAUCCAAGGAUGGAGACUCCAACACUGACAUCGCUCGGAGUGAUUCCGCUGCUAAUGAUGUUGAGACUCCAGGAGAACACAAUAGGCCUGACACAAGUUCACCUGAUUGGAGUAAGAGAAAUGACCGAAGAAGCAGAGACAGAGGUGAAAAGGACCAAGAAAUGGAUAGAUACGAGAGGGAGGCUGAACGAGAACGAACAAGGAAAGAGAGAGAGCACAGGAGGAAACUUGAGGAUGCAGAGCGUGCUUACCAGACUCGUCUUCGACAAUGGGAACGCAAAGAAAGAGAAAAGGAGAAGGAACGACAGUACGAGAGGGAGAGGGAGAAAGAGAAAGAGCGUAAAAGGAAAAAGGAAAUCCGCUACGAGGAAGAGGAGGAUGAAGACGAUGAUGAUUCAAGAAGAAGAUGGCAUAGAGGUUCGUCAGAUGAGAGAAGAAGACGGCGGCUAAGAGAGAAGGAGGAUGACUUAGCUGAUAGAUUGAAAGAAGAGGAAGAGGUUGCUGAGGCCAAGAGGAUUGCCGAGGAGCAAAAAUUGCAGCAACAACAAUUAGAUGCCUUGAGGCUCCUAUCUGGACAAGCAGCUUUCGGAAGUCAACCGGUUCAGACAUCAUCACCCAUUGAAAACGAUCAUAACGCAACUCUUCAAACUGUCGGUGAAUCUAUCCAUGAGCAACAUGCAUCAGAUAUUGAACAAAAUGGUUCUGGUAAUGAAAUGUCCAUGGCUAUUGAUAACAAUAGCGGAUCAGAGUCACACGCUCCCUCCAAGAAAUUGGGAUUUGGGCUUGUGGGAUCCGGAAAACGGACAUCUGUGCCUUCUGUUUUCCAUGAGGAAGAUGAAGACGAAGCACAUAAGGAUAAAAAGAUGAAGCCUUUGGUUCCUAUAGAUUACUCAACGGAGGAACAGGAGGCUGUGGCCCAUGCCGGCUCAGGGAAUACACCACCUCAUUUGGCUUUAGCCGCUGAAUUUGCAAAACGACUUUCGAGUACUAAUCCCAGAGAAGAGACAACAGAAACCGAAAAACAUAGGAGCAGACGUUCUCAUGAUAGGCCAACCCACAGGGACAGAGACAGGGAAAGGGACAGGGACAGGGACAGGGAAAGAGACAGAGACCGUGUCAGGGACCGAAGUGACGGGCAUAGUGGUCCAACCAAAGACGCUAAAGAGCCUGGUAAAGCAAAGACACCUGAUACCAAGAAGCUUAUGGAUGCAAAACAAUUGAUAGAUACAAUCCCAAAGACAAAGGAAGAGUUGUUUUCUUACGAGAUAAACUGGACUAUGUAUGACAAGCACCAAUUGCACGAUAGAAUGAGGCCAUGGAUCUCAAAGAAAAUCAUGGAGUUUCUUGGAGAAGAGGAAGCCACGCUGGUAGAUUUCAUCGUGUCAAACACUCAACAGCACGUGAAAGCGUCUCAGAUGCUUGAGCUACUGCAAUCGAUACUAGACGAAGAAGCUGAGAUGUUUGUACUGAAGAUGUGGAGAAUGCUCAUCUUUGAGAUCAAGCGGGUCGAAGCUGGAGUCCCGGUAAAACCCAAAGCCUGAAACUUUCUCAAAAUGAAUUUUCUUUCUUGUUGCUUAGUAUCUCAAAUUUUUUUGAAGUCUUAUUGUCUUUUGAAUUUAAAAAAGAAUUACCAUGUUUACAAGCUUAAUGCCAAAGAAGAGAUUGAGAAAAAUAUAUAUACACAUUCUAGUUUACAAUAUAAAUACUUGCAACAGUCGAGAGUUUAAAGCUUCUCUUUAGGAAUUGAGUUUUCUAUGAUGUUGCUCUCUUUCCAAUGUUAUUCACCAAGUACGUAGAACGAAAUUAUUAAGAUAUAUGUAGGAAAAGUGUUUGUCUUAGUGUAUUUACUUUUACAAUGUACAAUGGUUCCUUUUACUGAAUAUAUACUGUCUGUUCUUCAUUUAUUUCCAGAAAAUCAACUAUCAUUACAAUACAUAUUAAUAUGCACACAGCUCCUCUUUGAAAACCAGAAACUGAUCAAUAGUAUAUAAGCUCUUUGGGUUAUUAAAAAAUCCCAGAGCUAAUAUGUAAGUAAAAAAGUGUAUACAUACAAAUGAAUAUAUUCAUCUUUAGCCUAUAAAAGAUUGAAGUUAAUUUUGGUAGAUAACUCUUUGAGAAGAAAAAAUAAGUCUCAAAGAGUUGCUGUGUAGUGUGUGUACCAAAUAAAUCACCAGGCGUGGAUAAACCGUUCUCUUUCAAAAGCCGGUUCGGCCGUACCGGUUUUCCUCUCCUGGAACUCAUGAAUCAUUUUGAUAAGAGCACUUGCCUUUCUCCCAACUCCACCACACUCGCCGUUACUUAACACCGUGUAAAGCGACCCCAUAAUCGACGGAUCCUUAACGAGUGCCCCAACGACGUCAUUUCCGCCGUUAACACACAGAUUCAGAAGCAGAACAACACAGUGCUGCUUCGUCGCCGGCGAACUAUCCGACGAACCCAGAAUCUUCACCGCGAGUUUCAAUCCUCCACGACGGAGCACAGAAAUCAUACCGUCGGGAUACUCCGCCAUUUUCGCGAGAAUCGCCAUCGAGUCCGCCCUGACUCCGUCGCCGGAUUUCACGAGUUCGAGAAGAACAGGUGUCGCUCCAGCGGCGAGGACACGCCAGUGAUUAUCGGGAUGUUGAAUCAACAAACUCCUAAUCGCGAUUAACGCGUUCCGUUUCGCCGAAUCUCCGUAAUCGCAACCUUUAACGACUCUCAACAAUCCCGAAAUCGCGUCCGGGAUUUCUCCGAUCAAUCUGCUGUUAUCUCCGAGAGACGAUAGAUAGAACAGAGAAGCUGCUGCAUAUUGUCUACUCUCUCUUCUAAUUCCUUCGUUGAGAACCUCCACGAUGAUCUCCAAUCCACCACCGUCUCCGGCGAUUCGUGUUUUCCCGGAGGUAUCCUUCGAUAGAUUCAAAAUCCCAGCCAUGGCGUUCUCUUGAAUCGUCUGAUCUCCCGAACGAAGCAUCUUCAUCAGCGAUUCCACAACACCAGCUUCCACCAAGCAAGACCUAUUAAAACUACUCGUCUUGGUGAGAACUCGAAUCUCCACUAACGCUUUAACCAUCUCUUUUUCACCACCAUUGAUUAAUUCCCCGGCGAGAAAUUCCGCCAUGAGCUUCCCGGCUUCUUCCGCCGCUAAACUCUCAGGAACAGUCGAUUUCUUCUUCGUCUUCUUCUUCUGAUCAAUCUCUACGCCGUUUUGCUUGCAGUAACUCUGAAUCACUUGCUUGACGGAUACGUUAUCAACUAAAACAGUACUCGCAAGAAUCUUCCCGGUCUUAGGGCACGUGAUGUUGCCGGAGGAAAACCAUUUCUUGAUAGAGCUCCGAUCAUACGUGUGUCCUGUUUCUAAAACCACUGGAUCAUUCAUAAUCUCUAGAGAAAUCGGGCAACGAAGAUCAUCAACGUUUAAACCACGAUUAAACAAAUCCUCUUCUUCUUUUUCAUCUUCAUCAUCAUCAAUGCCUCGAAGUAUCACGCAUCUGGAGUAGCAUAUGAAUCCCAUUAAGCUGCUAAGAAGCUCGAUUUCUUUCUUAUCCUUCUUCUCGGCGUUGAUCUCUUCUCCUAGAAAAUCAAUCUCCUUGACGCAAUCUCUCCAUUUUCGAACACCAAUAUGAUCAAGAACUUGGAGUAUUUCAUCUCGGUUCGGGUUAAUCCGGUUCUCGAACAGAUUCAAGACCCAAUAAACCGAGUCUAUAGCCCGUUUGUCACCCGGGUCGGGUCUUGCUUCGGAUUUACGGGUCUGACGGAUUAACAGAUAGAAUAGCUCGUUGAUUUCUCCAGGUAAGUCAACGGACCCGACUGGGAAAGCGUCGAGGCAAGUGGAUACGGAUCGGAUCAAGACCCGGAAAUGAGCUGAGACUUGGUCGGAGUUUAUCAACGUAUAUAGCUUAGCUCCUUCUCGUGUACAGUCUUGUAGAAGCAACUUGAGUUUCUGGAAGAUGACGUGGAGCUCUGAUAGGCUUAGGAUUGCCGAGCGAGUGAAGGAACGACUCGCCGAUAUUGACCCGACCCGGAUUUGAAUCCGGAUUUCGUCGAGGAUGAUCACGAGGUUUUGGAUAUGUCGGAGAGUUUCUUUGACGCUUCGCUUGUUCGUGGAGAAAUGUUUUGGUUUGAAGCUGAGAAUCUCACCGGCGAUUUGUAACAGUGAGUCGACGAGAGUUGUGAUGGAAAUCGAUUCGCACGGGUUAACCGCCGGAAAAGUUAGAAUCCGACGAUCCGACCCGGUUUGUGUAUGGAUCAUAGUGUGAUAAGAUAGAGGGAGGAAGAUAUUUUCAAGUGUUUUGAGGUUUGUCUAAUGUUUGUGUUGUGGGGAUAAUAUACACUUCGUGUGGGUUUUCACUUUUCAACUUUCUACAGAUUUGCGACACGUGAAGAGGUAUGAUUCGUUGCUAAAUUUUGGGGUCUGUAAAUACGCCACGUGGUAUACCGUGGUAAUGAAGCGUGUGUAGGACCUACUCAUGAAGGUGAAGUGCUUGGAG
Messenger RNA from Thlaspi arvense, 6123 nucleotides. The record is from the annotation of a GenBank genome assembly. Lineage: Eukaryota; Viridiplantae; Streptophyta; Magnoliopsida; Brassicales; Brassicaceae.